CUGGAGGCAGGGGAGAGCUGUGAGUGAGACAAAUCAACCCUGUGACAGCGGAAAAACUAGAGUUUUAUAAGAAGCAAAUACUGUACAGAGACUGAAAGGGAAACUGUACGAUGUCCUUAAAGCCACGGGUGGUGGAUUUUGACGAGACAUGGAACAAGCUAUUGACGACAAUCAAGGCUGUGGUGAUGCUCGACUACGUGGAGCGAGCCACGUGGAAUGACAGGUUCUCGGACAUCUAUGCCUUGUGUGUUGCUUAUCCAGAGCCUUUGGGUGAGAGACUUUACACAGAAACUAAGGUGUUCCUCGAGAAUCAUGUACGGCAGUUGUAUAAGAAAGUCCUGGAAUCCGAGGAAAAGGUUUUAGUGAUGUACAACAGAUACUGGGAUGAGUACAGUAAAGGAGCUGAUUACAUGGACUGCUUGUACAGGUAUCUCAACACUCAGUUCAUUAAGAAGAACAAACUCACAGAAGCAGACCUACAGUACGGCUACGGGGGAGUUGACAUGAAUGAGCCACUCAUGGAGAUCGGAGAGUUGGCGCUUGACGUGUGGAGGAAGUUGAUUAGCGAGCCGCUGCAGGCUGUCCUUAUCCGGAUGUUGCUCUUGGAAAUCAAAAAUGACCGCUGUGGCGAGAACCUAAACCAGAAGGUAAUCCACGGGGUCAUUAACUCCUUUGUUCAUGUUGAACAAUACAAGAAAAAGUUUCCACUAAAGUUUUACCAGGAAAUCUUUGAAGGGCCGUUUCUGACUAAAACAGGGGAGUACUACAAACAGGAAGCAUCCAAUCUACUGCAGGAAUCCAACUGCUCGCAGUAUAUGCAGAAGGUUUUAGCACGGUUGCAAGAAGAAGGAAUGCGAUGUCGAAAGUACCUGCACCCCAGCUCCUACGCCAAAGUCAUCCAUGAAUGCCAGCAGAGGAUGGUGGCAGAUCACUUGCAGUUCCUUCACGGGGAGUGUCAGAACAUCAUUCGACAGGAGAGGAGAGAGGACAUGGCUAUCAUGUACACCCUGCUGCGGGCUGUGUCCAAUGGGCUGCCUCAUAUGAUCCAGGAGCUGCAGGUUCACAUUCACAACGAGGGCAUCAGAGGCACCAGUAACCUCUCCUUGGAAAAUAUGCCAACCCUUUUUGUGGAGUCGGUGUUGGAGGUCCACAGUAAAUUUGUUCAGCUCAUUAACACAGUUUUGAACAGAGAUCAGCACUUCAUGAGUGCACUGGAUAAGGCUUUGACGUCGGUGGUGAACUUCAGGGAGCCCAAGUCCAUCUGCAAAACCCCUGAACUUCUGGCGAGAUACUGCGACAAUCUGCUGAAGAAAUCGGCAAAGGGAAUGACGGAGAACGAGGUUGAAGACAAACUGACCAGUUUCAUCACAGUGUUCAAAUACAUUGACGACAAGGACAUCUUUCAGAAGUUUUACGCCAGAAUGCUAGCGAAACGGUUAAUACAAGGUCUAUCAUUGUCCAUGGACUCAGAAGAAGCCAUGAUUAACAAACUAAAGCAAGCAUGUGGCUACGAGUUCACAAGCAAACUCCACAGAAUGUACACAGACAUGAGUGUGAGCGCCGACCUCAACAACAAGUUCAACAAUUUCAUCAAGACACAGGAGACGGUGGUCGACCUCGGCAUCAGUUUCCAGAUUUAUGUAUUACAGGCUGGAGCGUGGCCUCUCACACACGCCCCCUCCUCUCCGUUUGCCAUCCCACAAGAACUAGAGAAGAGCGUACAGAUGUUCGAGUUGUUCUAUAAUCAGCACUUCAGCGGCAGGAAGUUGACCUGGCUGCACUAUCUCUGCACAGGUGAGGUGAAAAUGAACUACCUCUCCAAGCCAUAUGUUGCCAUGGUGACCACCUACCAAAUGGCCGUGCUGUUGGCCUUCAACAACAGCCAAAUAGUGAGCUACAAGGAGCUGCAGGACAGCACGCAGAUGAACGAGAAGGAGCUACAGAAGACCAUCAAGUCUCUGUUGGACGUCAAGAUGCUCAAUCACGAGUUGCAAAAGGAGGAGAUUGAAGCAGAGUCCACGUUUUCACUAAAUAUGGGUUUCACCAGUAAAAGGACAAAGUUCAAGAUCACUACAUCAAUGCAGAAAGACACACCACAGGAAAUGGAGCAGACGAGGAGCGCCGUAGACGAGGACCGAAAAAUGUAUUUACAAGCUGCUAUCGUGAGAAUCAUGAAAGCUCGCAAAGUGCUCCGACACAACGCACUCAUCCAGGAGGUGAUCAAUCAGUCCAAAGCCAGAUUUAACCCUAGCAUCAGCAUGAUCAAGAAGUGCAUCGAGGUUCUAAUCGACAAGCAGUACAUCGAGAGGAGCCAGACGUCGGCAGACGAGUACAGCUACGUUGCAUAAACGGAUUUGGGUUGAGUCCUGAAAACGCCUCCACACAAACACUCAUCUGUGUGACAGACCAGUAAACAGAGGUUUAAGUCAUGAAACUAAAGAAAAAAAGACCCAAACAGUACAGGUUUAUUUAGUCAUUUAAAG
Messenger RNA from Cynoglossus semilaevis (tongue sole), 2483 nucleotides. It is a transcript of the gene cul2, whose product is annotated as cullin 2. The transcript is spliced from 21 exons. Gene Ontology annotation, cellular component: cullin-RING ubiquitin ligase complex. The record is from RefSeq and is a predicted model, not a curated record. The coding region runs from base 111 to 2348 and encodes 745 amino acids. Gene Ontology annotation, biological process: ubiquitin-dependent protein catabolic process. Lineage: Eukaryota; Metazoa; Chordata; Actinopteri; Pleuronectiformes; Cynoglossidae. Gene Ontology annotation, molecular function: ubiquitin protein ligase binding.